Messenger RNA from Penicillium olsonii, 972 nucleotides. The record is from the annotation of a GenBank genome assembly. Lineage: Eukaryota; Fungi; Ascomycota; Eurotiomycetes; Eurotiales; Aspergillaceae.
AUGUUCAUUAUGAACGCCCACGACCCAGAGCUAGCUCUACCAGAUCCAUUCUUACUUCGAACACAUUCACGCCUAGCGGCCUCUUUACAUCUAUUCCAUGUUGAAGAACGAGUUGCUGAAGGAUGGCCUUCGCCCAGAUUGUUCUAUUUGGGCAACAAAGCCCUGCGAGCUUUACGCCCACUCUGGCAUUUUGUACCUAAGGUGAUCCGUUCUCAGUGCUACUCUGUGCUCCUGAAGUUAGGAAGCUACCUCUACCCGCGGUCCUCAACUCCCUUCGCGCACCGCUUGCCGUUCGGACUGUACGCGAAGAACUGCCAUCGCUCUCCUCGCAACGAAGGAGAGACUUUGCGCUUGCUAGAGCAGUACAACUCGAUUCCAUCACCUCUUUGGGUAGAUGAAUAUCAGGGAACUGAGCGGAUGCUAAUUAUGACGGCCAUGCCCGGACAACCGCUAGAUCAAGUCUUCCAUAGGCUCUCGUACCCAGAGCGCAAGCAACUGGCCCAAGAUCUGAGAAGUGUUGUAUUGCAACUACGCUCCAUCCCGAAUCGGACUUCGCACGUUUUCGCAAACACUUAUGGCGGACCACUGAAAAACCAUCGCUUCCCCUCCGGGACAUGUGGACCAUUCAACGAUAUUUCUGAAUUCAAUGACUUCCUCGUGCAUCGAGCCGUGCAGAAUGAAACACGCGAGAAGAUUUCGGCCGUCCAUGCUCGUCAGUACAGAUCUUGUUUUACGCAUGCAGACCUUUACCCCACCAACAUUCUCAUUGAUCGCGGAAGACUGUCUGGAAUCAUAGAUUGGGAAUGCGCCGGCUUCUACCCAGAGUACUGGGAGUUUACAAAGCUGAUAUAUGGUACUGACAUCCUACGAGCAUUCGAGCCCAUCAUCCGCGAUGCCUUCGCAGGGGUUGAUUACGAGGAAGAGUUGGCAGCUGAGACACUACUUUGGUAUGACACACCGUUCGGAGUGUAA